Molecule: messenger RNA, 987 nt
Organism: Cornus florida
Lineage: Eukaryota; Viridiplantae; Streptophyta; Magnoliopsida; Cornales; Cornaceae
Exons: 5
Coding region: 1-987 (328 amino acids)
Source: RefSeq, a predicted model, not a curated record
AUGGCACAUACUUACACUCCAGCUGCACCUGUGACUGCUCCAGUGGCACAGAUGACUGUUCCACAAGCUGCGCCCAUGCCAACCAUCCAGGAAGUUCAGAAUCCUCCACCUGUGCCAGCCACACCUAUUCCAGUAAGGCCACCCAUAGUCAUUCCUAUGGUGGUUGGGGGGCAACCUUUUCCAAGGGAGCCACUUCUGGACCAAGGAAGAAGGAACCGUAGCAGAAACAACUAUGCAGAUGCCAACCCCUUACUUAUGGCAGAAUUUGGCCUAACUCGAAGGGGUGGAAGGCCAACUUACAAAAAGCCCUAUUCAGAGUUCAUUGAUGAAGUUGAAUUUCCAAGGAAUUUCAAAAUUCCAGAGUUUGCAACGUUCAAUGGAGAGGGCGAACAGUUUACCUUGGAACAUAUCAGUCAGUUCACUGUGCAAUGUGGAGAAGCAGCAGCCAAUCCACGGCUGAAAUUCUAUAGAGCUGAGCUUGAAGUGUCCAUGGCAGACCUUUCCAAACUUCAUCAACUACCUGGAGAGUCUGUGAUGAGCUUCCUUUCCAGAUUCAGGCGGGCCAAGUUCAAAUGUAAUUUAUCUUUGCCGCCAGAAGAAUAUGUGAAGAUGGCUGUGAAUGGCCUAGAAUUUGAACUUCGCAAGAAGUUUGAAGGUUUGAUCAACCGAUCACAAGACCGGAAGAGUUCUUCCAAGGGCACUUACUAUCGUGAUCCUAAUUAUGAGGUAUAUACCAAUGAAACUGAAGGGGAGUUUGAAAUAAAUGUAACUGAGCUCAACAUAAAAAAGGCUUAUACUUGUGAGGCCUUGACAAAAUCGAAAUCAGCCAUAGCCAACUUGCAGGCCGCUUCUGGUUCCAAGUGGAAGGGAUCAGACCCUUCCAAAAGUUAUUCUUUUGAAAUCUCUAAAGCCGAGCAAAUUUUUGAUUUGUUCAUGGUUGACAAGCAACUGAUUUUCACAACAGGCCAUAAUAUGCCAUCGGCCUAA